AGAAGCAGAAGGAAAGGAAACAGGAGGAGAAGCGGGAGGAGGAGGAGAAGCGGAGGAGGUGGAGAAGGAGGAGCAGAGGAGGAGGAGGAGGGGGAGAAGGACGUCUCCUCUCUCUUUUGGGGAAGGAGAGGCCCGGCUGAGUGGCAGGCUCGCCCCCUCCCCUCCAGCCUCCCAAAUAAACCAGGUCCUCGGAGCCUCCAGAACAACCUCAUUCCCUUCUUCGGGGAGCCGCGGAUGCGCACAGGCAGCACCGGCGCCUUCCCCCUCCUCCUCCUCCUCCUCCUCUCCUGCCUCUCUCGGUCCAGGCUCCGUGCCGGGGGGAUGCCUGCGGGCAUGUUCAGCAUCGACAACAUCUUGGCGGCGCGUCCCCGGUGCAAGGAGGCGGCGGGGCACCCUCUGGCCGCCCCCCAAGCGUCGCCCACCGCCGUCCCGCCGCCCCCUCCGCCCGCAGUGCUCUUCUCGGCCGGCCUCCACGGAGGGGACUCGCUCUACGCCUCGGCGGCCGGCGGUGGCGGCGGAGGGGCGGGAGGCAACGGGGGCGGCGGGCCCGGAGGAGACUUCGGCGGUGCAGGCGGCUACUACGCGCGGGCCGUGGCGCCGGCGUCCAACCUGGCGGCCCUGGGCGGCUCUCGGCUGGGAGGCUACAGCAGCUACUACUACGGGCAGCUCCACGUCCAGGCCUCGCCCGUCGGGCCCUCCUGCUGCGGGGCCGUCCAGCCCUUGGGCGCCCAGCAGUGCUCCUGCGUCCCCGGCACAGGCUACGAAGGGACGGGCUCGGUCCUGAUGUCUCCGGUCCCGCACCAGAUGCUGCCCUACAUGAACGUGGGCACCUUGUCCCGGACUGAGUUGCAGUUACUGAACCAGCUUCACUGCCGGAGGAAAAGGAGGCACCGGACCAUCUUCACCGACGAGCAGCUGGAAGCGCUGGAGAACCUCUUCCAGGAGACGAAAUACCCCGACGUGGGCACCAGGGAGCAGCUGGCCAGGAGGGUCCACCUCCGGGAGGAGAAGGUGGAGGUGUGGUUCAAGAACCGCCGGGCGAAAUGGAGGCGCCAAAAGCGCUCUUCCUCGGAGGAGUCGGAGAACGCGCAGAAGUGGAACAAAUCCUCCAAAACGUCCCCGGAGAAGAGGCAGGAGGACGUCAAAAGCGACUUGGACUCGGACAGCUGAUAGGGCGGGUUUCUUUGCCUUUGCCUUGGCUUUCGCCCCUCCUUGAGGACGCCUGGCCCGGCUUGGCCUGAGAGAAGGACUUGGGACUUGCAGCCUGGGCAGAAGGCGAGGGGGCGGCGGAGCAAGGAAGGCCCCCACCGCCCUCUCCGUCUGUAUAUAGUGUACAUUGAGCCCCUCGAAAUAAAAGGCGUCGCGGAAGUGUUGCACAGGGA
This is a messenger RNA of Anolis carolinensis (green anole), 1382 nucleotides long. It is a transcript of the gene gsc, whose product is annotated as goosecoid homeobox. Gene Ontology annotation, molecular function: DNA-binding transcription factor activity, RNA polymerase II-specific; RNA polymerase II cis-regulatory region sequence-specific DNA binding. Bases 235 to 1170 code for a protein of 311 amino acids. The transcript is spliced from 3 exons. Gene Ontology annotation, biological process: regulation of transcription by RNA polymerase II. Gene Ontology annotation, cellular component: nucleus. Lineage: Eukaryota; Metazoa; Chordata; Lepidosauria; Squamata; Anolidae. The record is from RefSeq and is a predicted model, not a curated record.